CUGCCAACCGUAGUAUCUUAUGAAAUAAUUUCCUACGCAGUCGGUGAAUUUAUUUACAAUUUUUAGGGCGGUCGUCCAUGUUAUGGUAACAGGCACCAGGCAACCUAUAGUGGCUAUAGAAUAAAAUAUGGUAGUGCGUGUCGUCUAAGCAUACAGUGGUGAUGUGUGAAGAAAGCGAAAUCACUUAUUUGGACGGUGAUGUGGUGUGGGUCAAACUCGGGUCUUGCUGGUGGCCCGGGGAGGUCGUGGGUCCGGAUAAGUUGCCACCCGACCUCCUGGCAUCAUUCAAAAAGCCACCUAUUGCUGUCGUGAAGUUUUACCAGGAGGACACAUAUGAAUAUGUCAAGAACCAUAACUCCAUAUUUAAGUACAACUGUAGCCGCAAAAAUGAAUUUAUCAAAAAAGGAAUGUAUAUGUAUAGAAACAAAAAGGGCAACAUGGAGAAGUUUCCUGAUGAUGUGGUCAGAGCCGAGGUUGCAGUUGACGGAGACAAAGAUAUAUUAACUCGUGAAGAAUUUCAAGAAGAGAAGAAAGAAAGCUAUGCAGGGCUAUUCGGAGAUCCUAAGAAAAAUUAUGACACUGCCAAAAAAGGAAAAAGCAGUAAAGGACGAGUGUCUGAAACUACACCAAUACACAGGCUACGACAUAAAAGCGACUACAAAGUACACAUUCUGGUGCAAAAUACAAAGUCUCCGCGACAAUCAACAGAAACAGCUCCAUCACCGUCUACAAGUCGCGCCGGCUCUGAACCGUUGGACUCCACACCACAACAAGAGUCCAAACCACAGAGCGAAGAAAAACCUGUUAACAGCACACCCAUUGCGUCCACCCCGGGGACGUAUGCAUGCCACUCCUGCAAUUUUAUAACAACUAGAUUAAAUGUCCUGAUCAUGCAUAAUAAAUCACACAGCUCCACAUUCUCAGCAUAUACUCCAUCACCGAUGUCUUUUAAAAAGAAGCCUGUAGCCAAAUCUCCUAAAGCAUCACCGGAUCCUACGGCCACGCCUAAAUCGCGAAAACCAAAGCAACAAAAUGUUGAAAAAGCCACUAAGAAGCAAGCUAAGAAGCGUGUCGCAGAGCCGGCACCAGCCGACCCCGAAGUUAAGAAAUCUAAAACAGAUGUUGAGAUAAAAAGCAGCCUGUUGGCUGAUUGGGAUGAUGCAGAAGAAGAAUCUAAUGAUGAGUCCUCGACAGCUAUGGCCGGCUCCCCAGAAAUACCAGUUGCUUCAGAAUCUCCUGCAAUUCCUACUGAAGCUGAACUGCCUAGCGCGCAAGUCCCCGAGGAAGAAGUACCUCCAAAAGCUGAAACCCACGAUGAGCAGUCCACUGCACCCGAAAAGCCGGAACUUUCAAACGAUGCCAAGUAUGAUUUUUGUGAAGACGAAGAUUGGCCUGUUGAAACAGAUGUCGGGCGAAAGAUUCCUCGCGUCAAAAAUCCUUCAAAACGGAAAGAAGACUCAAAAAGUCUCAGUAUUGAUGAUGAUGAAAUGGCUAAAGAAGUUGCUGAGCUUUUGAGUAAAUCGACCCUACCAGAGCUUCCGGCAAUACCGGAAACAUUUAAAGAGGAGGAAAAUUUUCCCGAGCCUUCGAUAGUAAAGUCACCAGAUAAACAAGUUGAAAAAGUUCAGCCUCCGAUAGCUGAAACAAAAGGUCCAAGUGAAACGCCACCUACAAAAACUAUAUUCAAAACGAAGACGUUUUUUCGGAGUAGACAUUCUCGAAGCCAAGAUGCAAUAGGAAAGUAUGUUGCGGAACAGCUGAAUGCAGCAGAAAGAUUAGACAUGUCAGAAAAUGACAUUAACGGUGCUGAUAUCACGUCACUAAUUGAACCAAGGAUUUCGCCGCCAGUAGAACAUGUUAAAGUUGCCCGAUUAGCUCCAAAAAUACAACUUAAGAAAAUGAAAGCUGAGGCUGCGCAAUUGCUUGAAAGGGAAAAAUAUAAUAAUAGCCACAUGAUUAAAGAGCAAUCAGUCUUAGAUAGUUCAAUUGUUUUAGAAACUGUAGAAAAACCAAGUCAAGCGGCAGAAGAACCUGCGAAAACAAUGAACGAAGAGAAUAUUUUAUGUGAAAAUAAAAAUACAGUAAACAAAAAUGUACAAUUGGAUACAACUGAAAUAAUAGAAGACAACAGAAAAGCAUGUGAAAUUGAGUUUGAGAGUGUUGACAAUAAAGUUAAAGAUAUAACUGAAAAAGAAAUUGUAAAAGCAGAUAAUAUUGAAGAUAAAAGUGAAAAAGUACUUGAACAGAUUACAGAUGUACCAGAAAACAUUACUAGUAAUGAUAAAGAUAACACUACUUUGGUUACAAUAACAGAACCUAUGGAAGUAAUUAAACCGUUUAUGAGUGAGUCUACUGCCUCAGCAGUAGAUGCUUUAUUGAGUGUAUCAAGAGAGACUGAUAGAGUAACUAAAGUAAUAAGCGAUGACCCGCCGGAAGAUUUAUUUGAAGAUGACAAUAAAGACAGCAAGCCUUUUUGUGUUUCUAAUGGAAUAAAUGAAAAUCAUCAUGAAAAUGAUGUACCUGAAAGUAUGGAUAUAUGUCCAGAGGUGCAUUUAAAGGAAAAUAUUGCGAAUGAUAAUAUAAUUAACGUGGAAGACAAUAGCAAGGUCAAAAACCUGUCAACAGGAGAUGAAGAAAUAACAAAAGACACGUCAGUUCCAACAUUAGAAGAUUCAUCCUUUAACAAGGACAAAACAGAUACUGUAUUAGAAAAUAAUGAUACUAUAGCAGCUGAAAAAGAUACUGAAUUAGAAAAUAUUGAUACAGUAGUAGCAGAAAUAGACAACGGUACGAUUGAGAAUAAUUUAUCGACUGAAAUAGAUAAAGACAAUGGUACGGUUGAGGAUAAUUUAUCGACUGAAACAGAUAAAGACAACGGUACGAUUGAGGAUAAUUUAUCGACUGAAACAGAUAAAGACAACGGUACGAUUGAGAAUAAUUUAUCGACCGAAAAUGUGCCAUCAGAGUCUGAUUUACAAGUCGCACAAGCUUUGAUUAAUUUACCUUCCACUAAUUCUGUUCGCAGUAAACUGGUGAUGGACUCUAAAAUUAUUUCACCAAAAAACAAACCCGAAUCGUACACACUUCUUAACACCAUUUUAGACGAGGGAUUUAAAAGCGCUAAGGAUCGUCAAACAAUUUUAACGAACACAGUCAGUGCAGUGGUGCUUCCAGACGGUGAAAUUUCGCCCAAUACUGAAACACUAUCUAGUCGUUUUGAAACUGAACAAGAGAAGUCUGAAAAUUUAAAUGCCGCGCAGUCGUUAGUGCAAAUGUCAGAAUCUAUCGAUCAUAAAAUGAACGUCAAAGAGAUCAACAUUUUAAAAGAUGAAAUAAUGAAACCAAUUUCCACAUCACUCGCACAAGUAAAAACGAGUCAAAAAGUAGACCAUGUGACGUCAACUACGACUGAAAUAACCAGCCAACCUGCUGUAAGUAAAAGCAUAUUAAGUAACACAAAUUCUCCUAAACUACUUAAAAUGUUAGAGGAACCGGCUCUCCAAAAAAUUGCGCCUGCAAAGAAUCCCGUCACUAAGCAUGUCAUAGUUUCGGGAAAUGAUAAGAUUCUUAAUUUUGAUAUUGGAAAAUCGUUAAAAAAUAAAACGACCAAACAGAAGAUCAUAAUUCGUCGUGCUGCGCCGUCGAAGACGCUACUCAAUAAUGUGACAGAAAGUCCUUCGUCACAUAAAAUAAUACUAACACCCAGUAACAAAUCACAGGAAGGUAAUUCUGUGACAUAUUCUAUUAAACCCGCACCAGUCUCACCCGACUCUAACGCUAUUGUAUAUCAACAAAAAAUUCGCAAGAUCUCAAAACCGGUAUCAAAAUUACAAAAAAUUAAGCCCCAGGUGCUACCAAAAAUUGAACCUAAAAUUUUAUCAUCUCCAAUGAAAGAUACGAAAGUCGAUGCAGACAAAAUGAAUACAGAUGCGAUGUUCGAUAUCAAUUCGAUGCCAGUCGUGUUAUCGGACGAUAUAUUAACGCCCGAAUCGAUAGAAAAGAUGCCAAUUGUCAUGUCAGAUGGAAAUAUCAUAUCGACUACGAGCAACCCUACCAAAGUCAUCAAAAAGCAAGUAACCAGCGUCCGUGAAAAUGUUUACCUCAGUCCCACUCCCAAGACCGAGACGAAAACGCUUCUAGUGAAUUCCGUUACCGAAACAAAAGUGACGUCGACACCUAACAUACUCUCAAAGUCCUCAAAAAUUCGAGGGACGAAGCCCCUGCUGGUGAUAGACAAAACGGGAAAACAGAAGCUCGUAAUGCCCAAAUCUGAGCCCCAAGUGAAAGAAGUAAAGUCGACCACUCUCCUACAACCCGCACCGCAGUCGCCGAAGACAGAGAAAUUUAUAAUAUUACCGACGACUAGCGCCCAGCGCCCCGUCGUCCGAACGCAAAAAAUCGUUAUCGACCCGCAGACUCGAAAAGCUCACGUUUUGGUGGGCAAGGGGCCGGAAGCCGCUCCGAACGUCGUCGACAACAAACCCGUCUCGGCGAAGUUGAUAUCCUCCGCAGCGGAGACCAACUCCUCCGGCAACACCGUCAUGAUCAUCACCAACGCCCAGGGCGCCCAGUCGAGGAUCGUCCUCACGUCGGAGCACGAGAAGAUCCUGUUCCCCAACAAGCAGCAGCCGAACGUCACGCAGCUGAAGAAAAUAGUUCACCGAAUAUCCCCCAACAACGGCGCGGCGCCGAAGCAGCCCAUUGCCGUCGCGCCGUCCCCGAAAACCGCGCCGAGAAUCGUGCAGAAACAGAAGGGCACCGUCAUCACUUCGAAGGGCCAACUGAUCGCGGGCGGCCGAGCUCCCGCUCCGACGCCGAACAUAGCGCCCGCACCCGCGCCGCUACCGGAGAUACGUCCGGCGGCGCCGAAGCGAAUCAUCGCCGCCGAGCCCAAGAAACUCGUUCAGACUAUUCAGAAAAAUUCAUCGGAGCCGCUGAUAUUCCUGCAGCAGAAGAACGGCUCGGUGAUGCAGCUGACGGUGGCGCAGUUCGAGCACCUCCAGAGGACGGGCCAAAUCGUGCAGAAGGCCCCGCCUCCACCUCCGCAGGAGAAGAUCGUAGUUCAAAAGUCCAUAACCAUCAAGCCGCCCGACAAGCCGGCGUCGCCGGUUCCGAAGCCGCGGGCCAGGCGGCAGGUCGCCGAGACCGCCCCGGCCGCCAAGAGACCCAAACACGAGCAGCAGCCCAUCGCGCCGGGGCGACCCGUCAUCACGCAGAUGCCCUCCCUGGCGCCGCUCACCGGCACGAUAGCCCCGGCCGCCGCGCUCGGGUCGAGCUCGGCGGUCGGCGGGGCGGGCGACAACUUCGGCGAGCUGGACAACUUUGAGGAACUGCUUCCGUCGACCACGAUAGCGCGCCAGCCGGAGCUCGUGCCCGCCCCGCCGGUACCGGCUCCCGCCCCCGCCCCCGUCCCCGCCCCCGCCCCCGCGCCCGCGCCCGCCGUGCACGUCGACGGCCAGCUACUGGCGAUCCCCGGGGAGAACUUCGGCGGCCCGCCCGGCUCCUUCUACCUGUGCGUCGAGGACAACGGCACCCUCACCCGAAUCGACAACCGGCCGCUCGUCCUCGAGGACAACCAGCUGGUGCCGAUAGCGGACGCGGUGGCCGCGCCGCAGCCCGAGCGCCGGGACAUCCUCGAGGCGGCGCUGGCCAACAGCGACGUGUUCCACGCGGAGCCGCGCGACGAGGCGCCCGACUUCCGCGACCUCAACGCCAACGUGUCGGUGCACUGCCGCGUGUCGGAGACGAGCACGACGCUCAACCAGCCUAUAAUGACGCCGGUGGAGGUGCCGUCCAAGAUCGGGGGCUCGCCGGCGGCGACGGCCAGCCUGGAGGCGGGGCUCGCCGUCAUCGGCGUGACGCCGCAGACCGUGCCCACCUCGCUCGAGCUGCCGAUCACGGUGACGGACCCGCGGAUAGCGCCGCGGACGACGGACCCGCUCGGCAACGGCGGGUACGGCGCGCUACUGGCGUCGCCCACCACGGGCAUGACGUUCGUAACGACGGACGAGGUGCAGGUGUCGGCGGCGCCCAUCUCCAUGCCGCUGCUGACAGACGACGACGAGCUCGGCAAGUCCAUGCCCAUCCUGACCGACGCGCCGCUGCCCGCAGCCGAUCUGGCGCACACCAGUUAAAAGAGGCCCCCUCUCCCCUGAACUAUUUAUUCGUAAAGCGUAUAAGAAUAUUUAUGUCUCCUGAUGUGCAAUAGGCUAACCGCUAAGGGAUCCUUGUGCCAGUGUGUACUUUGAGUACGACGAGGCGAAGCAUCCGGAAAGUGAAGUUUUUAAUGACAGAGUUUUAUGUUAUGGAGCGGGCGGCGAGCGUUCAAAACGCUCGAUGUGAAAAUUGUGUAAAUAACUAUUUUAAAUAGCGUCUACGCGUGUCGAGCGAAGUCGAGGCGCUCACGACACGAUUGUAUGUACAUUUAUAUAUUUUAAUUAUGAUACCGUUGGGUCGUCGAUGUAAAAUAUAAAUCUCUAAGUAUAUUAUGAUAUUUUUAUAUCUUUAAUGAAAUUUUUCGAUAUCACAAUUGCGUACGAACACGUUUUGUACUCGAAAUUGAUUUUGAUUGUUAUUUAGAGGGUACCGUUUGAUUUUCAUGUUACUAUGUAUUAUGUUGAACUAUUAAGCUAUAAGAUAUGUUGUGUAACUCUCGAUAGUCGGUAGUGUUAACGUUAAGCGCAAUGUUGGUGUCGAGGCACAGGUCGUUUGUCGGUCUAUCUCACAAUCUAGCGUGGACCGAGAGAAUUGACUUCUAGUAGUGAACGUCUGUGUAGCGUAAGGUUUUUAAUAAAUUAAAAAAAUCUUA
This is a messenger RNA of Aricia agestis (brown argus), 6808 nucleotides long. Its product is annotated as titin-like. The coding region runs from base 162 to 6134 and encodes 1990 amino acids. NCBI's taxonomy places the organism in Eukaryota, Metazoa, Arthropoda, Insecta, Lepidoptera, Lycaenidae. The record is from RefSeq and is a predicted model, not a curated record. The transcript is spliced from 6 exons.